Messenger RNA from Blepharisma stoltei, 1095 nucleotides. The record is from the annotation of a GenBank genome assembly. Lineage: Eukaryota; Ciliophora; Heterotrichea; Heterotrichida; Blepharismidae.
AUGUUGUGGCUUUCUCUUUUCUUCACCUCAUAUGUGUCGGCUCAAAUGUGCAGAGUCUUAUCAAUGCAGGGUGGUGCAAGUUUUGGCUCCUAUGAAGGAGGAGUCUUAACCGCUAUGGUAAACCUGCUUCCACCUACUGAAGUUCAAUACAAUGCAGUUGUUGGAAUUUCAGCAGGAUCCUUAAAUUCUCUCCUCCUUGCAAUAUUCCCUAUGGGCCAAGAGCUGAAUGCAACCCAGCUGAUUUAUAACGUGUAUUAUAAUCUCGACGGUGCCCAAGAUGUCUAUAUCGACUGGAAAGGUGGAGUCAUUGAAGGAUUGACCUUAAGAAGUGGGCUUUAUAACAACGAGCCAUUGAGAAAAACAAUUGCAAAAUACUUCACAUCGUUGAAAAGGAACAUUACCGUUGGAAGCUGCAACAUUGGCACUGGAGAAUUUAUGACUUGGAAUGAAACUGUAGGAAAUGCAAAUAUUCAGGAGGCUGCUAUUUGUUCGUCUUCAAUUCCAGGAUUUUUCCCUAUGCAAAGCUUCCAAGGAAAUAACUAUGUUGAUGGGGGGACGAUUUAUUCAAAUGAUAUUUUUGAUGCCGUGAAGAGGUGUUAUGCUGUGACUGGGAAUUAUUCUUUGAUUACUGUUGAUGCGUUAGCAUGCUUUGGUGAUAAAUUAAAUACAGCAAAAUCUAUGCUCUUUUUAGAGUUUGUGCAGAGAAAUAGGGCGAUGAUUAAUAAAUUUUAGAUGCAAUAAUAUAUUUAGUAAUAGACAGUUAUUUUCAGACUAUUUAUAAGUGUGAAUAAUUUGAAAUCAUUGGAAGUGAAGCUACGAGCUGACGAAAUCCGCAGCUAUGAUUCAGGUUUAAGUGAGCUUUAUUAUGCAAUGGAGGCGUAUCCAGAUGUGAAUUUCAGAUAUUAUAUCCAGCCUAGCGUUUCACUUGGAAAAGUGCCUUUAAACUUCACCCACGCUGCGUUGAUGUACAAUUAUGAUGUCGGUAUGAAAGACGCUCAAAAUAUCAUCAACAAUAAAAUCUUUGCAAGGCAAAUUAUCAAUGACUGGAUUGCGAAAAAUGGUGGUGUCAAUAAGCGCGAAACCAUCAUUAUUUAA